GUUGCUAAUGUUGCCAAUAUUUGCAUCAAUUUAACUGAAGUGAUCGAUAAUUCUCCAUCGAUAUUUAAAGAACGAAUUAAUGCUACUAGUCAUAAGUAGGAACUAGAUUCAUUUUCAAAAAUCCACGAUUCUUCGCCCGAUGGUUUUGAGUACAUUGCAAAAUUUCUUUGUGCUAAUCUAUCUUACAGAGAUUAUAUCCCACACACAGGAUGACAAACAACCCAAUAUAAUUUUUAUUUUCGCUGAUGAUCUGGGAUGGAACGACGUAGGUUUUCAUGGUUCGAACGAAAUCCCAACGCCUAACAUUGACGCAUUGGCUUACUCAGGCGUCAUUCUGAAUAAUUAUUAUGUCAACUCUCUAUGCUCACCUUCUAGGAGCGCACUUAUGACUGGAAAAUAUCCGAUCAACACUGGAAUGCAACAUUUGGUCCUAUUGCCGGCUGAACCAAGGGGACUGAAUUUGUCGGAGAAAUUACUUCCACAAUAUUUAAAGGAACUCGGCUAUGUGAAUCAUAUGGUGGGAAAAUGGCACUUGGGGUAUUGGAAAAAGGAAUACACUCCUCUGCAUAGAGGAUUUGAUUCUCAUUUGGGGUAUUACAAUUGGGGUCAUCAUUAUUACAGCCACACGCUUAAUCCGUCGCCAUCAUGGGGUUACGACAUGCGCAGAAAUAUGAGUGUCGCCUUUGACCUCAACGGUCAAUAUUCCACUAGUGCUUUUACUGAUGAGUCGGUGAAAAUUAUCAAUAACCACGACACCAGCAAACCGCUUUUUUUGUAUUUGGCUCAUGCUGCCGUUCAUUCGGCUACCGCGUACGAUCCGCUACCAGCUCCAGAUAACCUGGUUGCAAGUUUUGCCAACUUGACCGAUGAUCGCAUUAGCAAUUAUCGCAGACAGAAGUUCGCUGCGAUGUUAACUCUGUUAGAUGCCUCUGUAGGGGAAGUUCUUCAGGCCUUGGCUAACAAAAAAAUGCUCGAAAACAGCAUUAUAAUAUUUAGUACUGAUAAUGGAGGGGCACCCGAAGGUUUUGAUGCCAACGAAGCUUCUAAUUGGCCUUUGAAAGGUGUGAAAAACUCCUUGUGGGAAGGUGGAGUAAGGGGUGCAGCAGCAAUAUUUAGUCCGCUAAUUAAAGGAAAAUCGAGAGUUUCUUAUCAUAUGAUGCAUUUGACCGACUGGUUACCGACACUCGUCGACGCCGCAGGUGGAAAUUCUAGCCAGUUAUCACAACUGGAUGGUAUAAGCAUGUGGAACACUCUAACCAACAAUGUUGAUUCCGGCCGAUCAGAAAUUCUGCUUAAUAUCAACCAAAUUACGGGCGAAGCAGGUUUGAGGGUUGGGGAUUACAAGAUAAUUACAGGUAGAUCCAACGAUAUUAUUUGGGACGGCUGGUUUGGUCCAUCGGGUAGAAAUGGUACUUACGAUUUAAAUUUGAUAGAGACCAGUGCCGCCUAUCAAGCUUUGAAAUCGGUGAAAAUGGCAGUUGCUUUAGAGGAAAUAACGACAAUACGAGCGAACGCUACGGUCUCUUGCUCAAACUUAAACAAGACCUCUUGUCAGCAAUCUGAUGUUUGUUUGUAUAAUAUUAAAACUGACCCAUGCGAAUUCCUUAAUCUCGCCGACACAUUUAGAGAUGCAGAUAUUUUGGAGUCAAUGGUAACGCGAUUACAAGAGUACAACGCCACUUCUCUGCCUCCUCAAAAUGUCGCCGACGAUCCAAACGCUGACCCGAGAUUACAUCAGCACGUAUGGAGCAUUUGGGGAGACAAUGAAAUUAUUUCAUAAUUUUUAGAAUUUUAAAUGUUAUGUUUAGUAAAUAAAAUAA
Cylas formicarius (sweet potato weevil) is the source of this 1820-nucleotide messenger RNA. RefSeq names its product arylsulfatase I-like. The coding region runs from base 140 to 1780 and encodes 546 amino acids. The transcript is spliced from 9 exons. NCBI's taxonomy places the organism in Eukaryota, Metazoa, Arthropoda, Insecta, Coleoptera, Brentidae. The record is from RefSeq and is a predicted model, not a curated record.